This is a messenger RNA of Paramisgurnus dabryanus, 3218 nucleotides long. It is a transcript of the gene neto2a, whose product is annotated as neuropilin (NRP) and tolloid (TLL)-like 2a. Lineage: Eukaryota; Metazoa; Chordata; Actinopteri; Cypriniformes; Cobitidae. The record is from RefSeq and is a predicted model, not a curated record. Gene Ontology annotation, cellular component: postsynaptic density. Gene Ontology annotation, molecular function: ionotropic glutamate receptor binding.
GUUCGAGUGCGCAUGCGUACAGGCUCCUCAUUCAAGCUAACAGCGCCCGAAGCUCAAAUGAGCCUCGUUUAACAGCAGCCGUUCAGUUCUGCUCUGUGUGGACUCCAAUAGACACGCGCCUUUCACCGGACUCGAGCUGGACUACACGCGUGUCCCGUAUUUAAUGGCAAUACACUGCGUUUGGAUUUACAAAGCAUUUCUCAACAGGAUUAAAAGCUCAGACGUUUCUAACCUUUCACGCGGUCUUGAGGAACGUGUUCACCGUGAGGAAUAUAGUGUUUUCUUUCCUGCUUGAGGGAUGGGAUUAAAGAGAUCGAAGAAAAGUUGGGAUUUUUGAGUCUCGCCGUAUUGGAUGCUAAGAUGGAGAGAUAAAGCUCGCUCAUACAGAGCUCACGAAGGCGCACGCACUGGUAAUAACACAGCCAGAGGAAAUGCACAGAGCUUGGGUUUUACUUAUUGUAAUAGAAGAGGGAUUCGCCCUGGCCCAGAAAAUUAAAGAGACACAGAAUGAGGGUGAAAUCCUAACUAAGCCAGAACAGUGCGGUCAGUGGACCCGUAAUAUCAAUGGAGGCCUGUUUACAUCUCCAAAUUAUCCUAAUUCCUAUCCACCCAACAAGGAGUGUGUUUACAUCCUGGAAGCUCUUCCUCGCCAGAGAAUACAGCUGACUUUUGACAAAACGUACUAUGUCGAGCCUUCCUUCGAGUGCCGCUUUGACCACAUAGAGAUAAGGGAUGGUCCCUUUGGGUUCUCCCCUCUAAUCGAUCGCUUCUGUGGGCCAAAAAGUCCAGGUGUGGUCACCUCCACAGGCCGCUUCAUGUGGAUCAAAUUCACAAGUGACGAGGAGCUUGAAGGAUUAGGUUUCCGCGUUAAAUACACUUUUAUAGCAGACCCAGAUUUUCAUUUGCACGUUGGUGGAUUGCUAAAUCCAAUUCCAGAUUGCCAGUUUGAGAUCAGCGGCACGGAUGGAACCAUCCACUCCAGUCAGGUGGAAGAAGAGGAUAAGAUCAAAAAUGGAGAUGCAUUGGACUGCAUCUGGACCAUUCGUGCCCCUCCUAAGUCCAAGAUAUACCUUCGAUUUCUGGAGUAUCAGAUGGAACAUUCAAACGAGUGCAAGAAAAACUUUGUGGCUGUGUAUGACGGCAGCAGCGCCAUAGAGAACCUGAAAGCGAAGUUCUGCAGCACUGUGGCCAAUGAUGUGAUGCUGGAUACUGGUGUGGGUGUUGUACGCAUGUGGGCUGAUGAGGGCAGCAGACUCAGCCGAUUCCGAAUGCUCUUCACCUCAUUUGUCGAUCCUCCGUGCUCAAGCAACACUUUCUUCUGUCACAGCAACAUGUGCAUCAAUAACUCACUAGUGUGCAACGGAGUUCAGAACUGUGUGUACCCAUGGGAUGAAAACCACUGCAAGGAGAAAAAGUCAAAGGGACUCUUUCACCAAAUCACAAAGACUCAUGGCACCGUAAUUGGCAUCUCCGCCGGCGUGGUUCUGGUCUUGCUGAUCAUCUCCAUCCUGGUGCAGAUGAAGCAACCCCGUAAGAAAAUAGUGGCCCGUCGACCUGCUGUCUUCAACAAAGGCGGCUUCCAAGAGGUUUUUGACCCGCCAAACUAUGAGCUUUUCUCUCUACGUGACAAAGAGCUGUCAUCAGACUUGGCUGAGCUGUCAGAUGAGCUGGACGGCUACCAUAAGAUGCGGCGCUCCUCUACCAUGUCUCGAUGCAUCCACGAGCACCACUGCGGUUCCCAUGCCCCCUCCAGCGGCAGCGUGAAGCAGAGCCGCACAACACUCAGCUCAAUGGAGCUCUCUUACCAUAAUGAUUUCUCCAAGCCACCGCCCAUGAAGACCUUUAAUAGCAGUACCACCGGCACUUACAAGAAGAGUUGCUAUGGCUACAAACAGACUCACGACUGUGCCGAGCAGGUGAUCGAGGAUCGUGUCAUGGAGGAGAUCCCCUGUGAAAUCUAUGUGAGGGGCGGGAGUGUGGCAGGGGCUGCGGGCAGCAUUGGAAGCGGCUGUGGAAGCAUUACUAUCCGUAACCAUGGCAGCGCUCGUAGCAACACCGCCACCGUGGUGGACCCGGGACAACGUUCCAUAUCCAUGGACUUUUGAAGUAGUGAGAUAGAAGGAGGGAGAACAAACCCCUCAAGUGACUUUAACCACUUUUUUCACAAUCCUUCAUAACUGUUUUCGUGCACGGGUUCAAGUGCAAUAUAAACAAACAUGAGUGAAUGAAAAAUACAUUACCAGAAAGAUACAGAUGUGGCUGACUAUUUUAAUCAAUGUAUAUUUUAAAAAGACAGAUAAACAGUAUGUAGGUUUUGUGUUGUUGCUUUGCGUUACUGACUUUUUUGCAUCGUUUGACUUUGUGGAUCAUUUGAAUGGUUAUGAAAUGAAGUCAUGUAGUGACCACAGCCAUUCCCUGCUGAACCCUUACACGGUGUCCACACCAAGCGCGAUAGCAGUUUUUUAGCAUCAAGUGAUUUGUCUGUCCGAACUGAAAGGGAAAAUGAUGCAUGACAUGACACAAUCACAGCCAGUUGAAAAUUGUGUUUUUCUAUGUACAGCUAUAUAUAAGCUGGAUAUUGGACCAAUGGGGUUUCACUACGGGCUUGGCUUCCCAGCACAACUAAAGCAGAUACCAUUGUCCUGCAUGGGCAUGGCUGGUUUAGACAAAAACUGAAAUUACAAUGAAAGGCAUUACUUUAUCAUAACCUGCUUAGGUUGCAGUGUUAAGAGGAACAGACAUUUGGAAGGGUACGGCUACUAGAUCACACAUGCCAACGGCAUAUAUAAACACUGAUGUGAGUUUUUUACAUUUUGUCAUUAGUUUUAAAAUUAGUUUUUUAACAUUUUGCUUCAAACAGAUAACUGUGCAUACAGUAUGUACCUAAAAUGAAUGCCCAUAAAAAGCCACAGCACAUAAAGUAAUUUUAUGUUUUGUUAGCUUAUAUGCAUAACAUUUUUGGAGAAACAACCGAUCCAUUAAAGCUUCUGAUCAAGAAAACUGUAAAUGAUGCUUAAACCUUUUGUAUAGAAAUUAUUCUUUUUGUUGUUAAAUAGGUAAAAAUGAACAGGAAUAUAUUUUCUAACCAAUAUAUGUUCUAUAUCGAAUUAUUAUGCGCUUCCAUUUUAAUCAUUACAUGAAUAAUUGUAAAAGAUAUUGAUGUAAGAAAUGUCCAAAUACAUUUUAAUAAAAUUACAGCCCCUAUAGUGUCUUUGAAU